UUUAUGGAUGGCAAAAAAUUCAUAUCAAAUUUUUAAUUCCAUUAAUGUUAUCAAAUCAUUUAUUUUUAAUAACCAAUGUUAUUCAUGCUGAAUCUAUUGUUGAUAUCGAUACAACAAUUUACAAUGAUUUAAAUCAAGAAUCAAUAGAAAAUAAUAAUGAAAAUUCUGAUUCAAAUUCUCGAUCAUCAUCACCAGAUUCAUCAUCUGGCCACAACAAUGAUGAUGAACAACGUACAUCAUCAUCAUCAGCAUCAGAAUCAUUAACAUCAACGACUGCCAAUGAUUUUGGCAUUCACGAUGAUGAACAAAUUCUACAAACAAUUCAUGCCAUUAGUGAGGGAAAAUAUUGUACGGCUUCUAUGAAUACUGCCACUGGAAUUUCCGCUAUAGGAACAUUUCCGUCCUCCAUUGCUUCAUCAUCAUCAUCACAUUCUAUGGUUUCUGCUAUGGCCAUUGUUAAUGUUUCGAAAAAAAUCGAUGAUGAUAAUAGUGAUCAAAAGAUUAAAAAUCAAAAAUUGAAUAGGAAAAAAUUACGUUCGAAUCAGCAAAGAAAACGAGCAACGGAACAAUAUCAGCAUCAUCAUCAUCAUCAUCAUCAUAUUCAUAAAUCGAUGAUUCAAUUGAAUCAAAAUAAUGAAAUGAACAAAUUAGAAUCAAUAUAUUCAAGAUUUCAUCAUCAACAAAUUAAUUUAUUACUUUUACAUGAAAAACAACAUUAUAUACGUCAUUCAUUGACUAAUAAUGAACAAUUUAGACGUGUAGAAAAAUGUAUUGAUCUUUUAGCAAGAAUUUUGGGCGAUUAUGAACCAUUUUUGGAUCGUUUUCAGCUUUUAAAUCAAACCAUUAUGCAGACACCAUUGAUUGAAUCGAAAAUUUCUAGUCUUUCAAUAGCAUGGAAUGAUGAAUCAUCAUCCACAUCAUCAUCGUUCGACGAUAUUAAAUUACAAUUUUUUCAAUGCAACGAAACAAUGCCAACAUUAAACAACAACAACAACAACAGCAGCAGCAGCCGCAAAAAAUGUCAUGUUAUUUCAGUGCUCGAAUCAAUGCAAGUGAUAUCGAAAUGGUUUUCAUCUAAACUAUUACAAAAAUUAAAAGAGAAACGUAUUUUUCAUCAUCAAAAUAAAAAUGAUUCAACAGAAUGGUCAAAUCUUUUCUAUGAUUGUCAUCAUAAUCGUUGGUUUAUUACAUAUCAUUCAUUGAUAUUACAAGCCAUUUAUGAUAAUGAUGAUGAUGAUGGUGGUGGUAUUGAUAAUUUAACAACAAAUAAAACGAAUGCGAAUGAUAAUUAUGAUAUUGAUUAUAAAUAUUGGUUUCGUGUUCGUGGCAUUAUAAGUGCCGAUAUUGAUGUAACUGACACUGAUAUUAAUCAAUGUGGUGAAGAAUUUAUUGAUGAAACAAAAACAACAACAACAACAACAACAUCGUCGGCAGCCAUUAAUGAACCAAAAGAAUGGCGAACAACAUUGAAUCUAUAUGGAACACAUAAAUGUCAUAAUGAAAAUAGUGAGUGUAUUUUUAUUUCUGGUCUUGGAAUGUAUCGUGGUGGUUAUCAAUGUCGAUGUAAAAUUGGGUUUCAUUCGACCGUCACAAAUUUAGGUCCCAAAUUCAAUGGUACAUUAAUGGAACGUUCUUAUCAGGAUAAACAGGAUGGAAAAAGUCCGGCAUAUGAUUAUAUGUUUAAAUGUGAACAUUGUCAACCUGGUUGUGAUCAAUGUCAAGAUAAUUCACCAUGUUUAUCAUCAUAUAAUUAUGCAUUUCGUAUAUCAUUAUUGACAAUAACAAUAUUAUGUAUAAUAUUUACAUUUAUAUUGGCUUUAAAUAUAUAUCGUUAUAGACGUUUAAAAGUCAUUAAGGUUGCAUCACCAAUAUUUCUUUGUAUUACAUUACUUGGAUGUGCUAGUAUGUAUAUUGAGACUAUAAUGAUAUUUCCUGUGAUGAACACUACUACUUGUGUACUGACAAAAUGGACUAGAAAUUUUGGUUUCUGUCUUACAUAUUCAUCAUUAUUAUUGAAAACAUGGCGUGUAUCAUUAACAUAUCGUGUGAAAUCGGCACAUAAAAUUAAAUUAACAGAUAAACAGCUAUUACAAUGGUUAUUUCCCAUAUUAUUAGUGAUGGUCAUCUAUUUGGGUGCAUGGACCAUUUCGGAUACACCAAAACCAAACUAUAUAGUUGAUUGGAAUAAUUUAAAAUUCAAACAAUGUGAUUAUAGCUGGUGGGAUCAUAGUCUCACUAUUGGUGAAUUUUUAUUUCUGCUUUGGGGUAUAAAAGUUUGCUAUAAUGUCCGUAAUGCUCAAUCAUUAUUUGAUGAAGCCAAAUAUAUUACUUGGGCCAUAUAUAAUAUAACCAUUGUAAACAUGGUCGUAAUUCUUAUCCAUAUAUUUAUUCUACCAGAUUCUGGUCCUGAUAUAAAAUAUUUUUUCGGUUUUCUACGCACACAACUGAGUACAACUACAACGGUUAUAUUGAUUUUUGGUCCAAAAUUUUAUCGUGUCAUCAAAGGUGAAGGUGAUCUAUGGAAUCCACGUGCACGUUGUAUGAUGGCCGAUACAUUUGCAUUCAAUAAUGGUAUUGGUUUAGCACAUGAAGAAACCACCGAUCUUUAUCAGGAAAAUGAUGAUCUUAAACGUGAAAUACAAAAACUUGCAGCACAAUUAGAAUUAAUGAAACUAUGUCAAAUGGAAUUCCGUAAUCGUCAUCUAAAUAAUCAUUUGAAAUUUUCACGUAUUCAACAACAACAAUCACAAUCAGAUUAAAUUUAUAAAUUCAUGUAAUGAAACAGACAAAACAGAACUAGAAAGCCGCUAUAGCUAUGGCUACCAUGAUGAUCAAAAACCUAUAUAUACGUACGAGAACAAGAAGAAGAAGAAAUGAAAAUGAUGACGUAAAAACAGAAAAACAGCAACACAACAAUCUAUUGCGCAAAUGUAUUAUCAAUCAAAUUUUGAUAUUGAAACAAAAACAUAACAUUUUUUCUUUUCAUCUAAAUAAAAUGCA
Molecule: messenger RNA, 3000 nt
Organism: Dermatophagoides farinae (American house dust mite)
Lineage: Eukaryota; Metazoa; Arthropoda; Arachnida; Sarcoptiformes; Pyroglyphidae
Source: RefSeq, a predicted model, not a curated record